UGUGAUGACGUCAGCUACGCGGUUUCGUCGAGCGCCCUUUAGUCGAACGCGGUUUUGUGGUGGAACCGUUCUUAGCAUAACAAUGUCACAAUGCUAAUCUGGGAUUCAUCUUCCAGAAUCUAAUUUAGACUGGAGUCACAAAUGUUUUGGCAAUAAGGCCUAUUGAACAUAGUGACAUUCCUGAGUAGAGCCUAAAAUACACAUCUGAUUAUGCAGUUCAUUCAGUAUUUGGUUUUGUAAUAAUGAUCAGUCAGAUGUUUGUAAGAAUUCUCCUCUGCAGAGGAAUAGUUCUUUCAUUCAUUAAAACGAACUGUUGAUGUCUCCAUAACUGUGUGCAUGUUUAUGUUGUACAGUGAUAGGAAUACCUGGAAAUCUAAUAUAAUCCUCUUUUUGAGAACUGAAAGAAGCCUGCAGAGGAACCAUGGCAGCAAAAUUGAAUAGUGCUGUGAAAAAAGGUGAUCUUAAGCUUGUUCAACAGCUGUUGGAAGAUGGAGCAGAUAUUAAUGCAAAGGUGGAAUGUGGCUGGACACCUCUUCAUAGUGCAGUACAAAGAAAGUCUGAAGAGAUUGUUAACUUUCUACUGGAAAAUGGGGCUGAUCCAUUAGCUAGGAAGGAUAAUGGUGCCACACCUUUUAUUUUAGCAGGAGUGAUAGGUAAUGUGAAGCUUUUGAAACUUUUUCUUGAUAAAGGCUCAUGCAUUAAUGAGUAUGACAUCAAUGGCUUCACCGCAUUCAUGGAGGCUGCUUGUUAUGGGCACAAGGAGGCCCUGGAAUUUUUAUAUCAGAAUGGGGCGGAUCCAAAUCAGCGCCGUGAAGUUGAUGAGAUUAAAAAGGCUGUGAAAAAAGGAGGUGCCACAGCUCUAAUGGAUGCUGCCAGUCAUGGCCAUUUUGCUCUGGUCAAAAUCUUGGUCGAGGAAAUGGGUGCUGAUGUAAAUAUCUGUGACAAUCAAGAUGGAAAUGCAUUGAUUCAUGCUCUCUCUGAGGACAAAGGCAGAAAAGGCAGAGAAGACUCGGCCCUUUUCCUUUUGAAAAACAAAAUUGAUGCCAAUAAGAGGGAUGUAAAUGGGAAAACGGUGCUCAUAUUGGCUGUUGAAAGAGAAAGCUUGGAUCUUGUGGAGGCCAUAUUAAAAUUAGAUGAAGUUGAUCUUGAUGAUGCUGAUGAAAAUAACGAAACAGCAUUGCAUGUAGCAGUGGAGAAGAAAAACAAAGACAUAUCAAAGCUACUAUGUGAAAAAGGAGCAAGAGUAGAUGAUGAUGUCCUGGAUAUUGCCCGUAGAAAUUACCAAACUGAUAUGAUAGAACUUCUUCAGAAAUAUCAAUCGGAGGACACUCCAAGGCAGCCAGAAAUAUAUAAGGAAUUCUCUAGCAAUCGUUGGAAAUCAAAACUCCAGAAACUCAAUCAAAUGCAUCGUCCUAUGAUUGGCAAGCUCAAGAUCUUUCAAUAUCAAGAUUUAUGGAUCCAGAAGACCACCCAAGGAGGGGUCUACCUGGGAUUCUAUGAUGGCAAAGAGGUGGCUGUGAAGGUAUUCUGGAAGGCGGCAGAAAAUGCCAAGCGAGAAAAAGCGUGCCUCGAAAAAUGCCAAACCAGCAAAUACCUGGUGAAAUUUUGUGGCUCGGAAGAGAGGAAGUCCUGCCUCUACCUGUGCCUCUCCUUGUGCGAAAAGAAUCUUCAAGAGUACUUCAAGGAAGAGAGCAACGCAACUAUGGAAAGCAAGAAGAUCCUUAAAAUAAUAUUUGAGGCUGUAAACGAACUUCAUGCAUUUCGAUUUGGCCAUCAGGAAUUACACCCAAGUAACAUUUUGAUAG
Thamnophis sirtalis is the source of this 1805-nucleotide messenger RNA. NCBI's taxonomy places the organism in Eukaryota, Metazoa, Chordata, Lepidosauria, Squamata, Natricidae. The record is from RefSeq and is a predicted model, not a curated record.